Messenger RNA from Sarcophilus harrisii (Tasmanian devil), 7333 nucleotides. It is a transcript of the gene RNF150, whose product is annotated as ring finger protein 150. The record is from RefSeq and is a predicted model, not a curated record. Lineage: Eukaryota; Metazoa; Chordata; Mammalia; Dasyuromorphia; Dasyuridae. The coding region runs from base 48 to 1391 and encodes 447 amino acids. The transcript is spliced from 8 exons.
GGGGGGCGGGGACCGGGUGGAGGGGGGGCGCCCGGCGGAGGAGAAAGAUGGCAAUGUCUCUCAUCCAAGCGUGCCGCAGUCUGGCUCUCUCAACAUGGCUGCUUUCCUUUUGUUUCGUGCAUUUGCUGUGUCUGGACUUCACCGUAGCCGAGAAGGAGGAAUGGUACACGGCGUUCGUGAACAUCACCUACAUCGAGCCGGGGUCGCCGGCGGCGGGGGCGCCGGGCGCCUCGGGGGAGCUGCGCAGCGAGAAGAGCGAGUGCGGCCGCUACGGCGAGCACUCGCCCAAGCUGGAUGCCCACGGCCGGGUGGCCAUGGCCAGUUCCGUCCAGGAGCGCCUGGCCUGCGACCCCAACACCAAGUUCGCCGUCCCGGCCCACGUCAAGCACUGGAUAGCCCUCAUCCCCAAGGGCAACUGCUCGGAGAAGGACAAAAUCCGGCAUGCUUUCAUGCAGAACGCCUCGGCGGUGGUCAUUUACAACGUGGGGACCAACACGAACGAGACCACCACCAUGUCCCAUCCAGAUUUUGUUGCUGUUACUUUUUUACAUGAUUGCAGUGUGCAAGACAUUGUUGCAAUAAUGAUUCCUGAGUCGAAAGGAAAGGAGAUAGUGACUCUUCUGGAUAAAAACAUUACUGUGAUGAUGUACAUCACCAUUGGGACCCGCAACUUGCAGAAAUACGUCAGCCGCACGUCAGUCGUGUUUGUGUCCAUCUCCUUCAUUGUGCUGAUGAUCAUAUCACUCGCUUGGCUGGUCUUUUAUUAUAUUCAGAGGUUUCGAUAUGCAAAUGCCCGGGACAGGAACCAGCGUCGUCUGGGAGAUGCUGCAAAGAAAGCCAUCAGCAAGCUUCAGGUCAGGACCAUCAAGAAGGGCGACAAGGAAACUGAGCCUGACUUUGAUAACUGUGCAGUUUGUAUUGAAGGCUACAAACCGAAUGAUGUUGUACGGAUCUUGCCUUGCCGACAUCUUUUCCAUAAGUCCUGCGUAGACCCAUGGCUGCUAGACCAUCGAACCUGUCCCAUGUGCAAGAUGAACAUCCUUAAGGCCCUAGGCAUCCCGCCCAAUGCAGACUGCAUAGAUGACAUCCCACCGGACUUUGAAGGUUCCAUAGGAGGGCCACCAACCAAUCAGAUUACAGGUGCAAGUGAUACAACCGUGAAUGAAAGUUCUGUUACUUUGGAUCCCGCUGUCCGAACUGUGGGAGAAUUACAAGUAGUCCAAGAUGCAGAAGCCACUCCCCAGGAAGGGGAGGUUAACUUUACAGCCAACAAUGAACAAGAGCCAGCAGUCAGCAGCGAUUCAGAUAUCUCACUGAUCAUGGCGAUGGAAGUUGGACUCUCUGAUGUAGAGCUUUCUACUGACCAAGACUGUGAAGAGGUGAAAUCCUGAAAUGUUGAGCAAAGACAAAGGGGAUGGUCGGGCUCCAGGGGGAAGGGGAGGGGCGAGCUUCAGGUCUCACUACACUCAUCCACCUCCAGACCACCACCACAGCUUCAGUGUGCUCCAUUCCGGGAGGGUCCAUGAAAAGCAAUACGUAGAGUUUCAUCAAUCUGGACGCAGUUUCAGCAUCUCUCCAUCAGUCCAUAAUGUUGGCAGCUUGGAAGUCGAAAGCGGAUUUAUUUUCCACCACCCCCACAUGCCCAAGGACAUGGGCUUCAGCGGCUGAGAAAACAGUGACUGAACAGACAGCUUCGAAAGUGUUUCCUACUUUCAUUUCACCUUCUUAUUUCCACCCUCCCUCCAUCACUGGCGACUUUCGUUUGGGGGUGGUUGGUAGUGCUGUUGAGAUUUUAUUCAUUAUUGUUGCUGUUGUUUUUAAGGGUAUCUGUAAUUUGCUUGAUUUGGGGCUCCCUUCAGCUUAUUCCUCCCACAUUCUUGUCGGGAAGCAACCAGUGCCUGCUCUGAUCCAUUUGCAAUCCAUCUCUCAGAUUUCCGACCUUGACAUUUCAUCAUGAAGUACGCAUGGGUCUGAGAAGAACUGGUGCCCCAUCCUCAUAACCAUCUGAACCAGCUUUCAUUAAGAUUUUCAAUUCUCCCAAGUGAGUCCUGAAAAUCACAUCUGCCAGAGGGCUCUCCUUCCCCAGUUCACUUGACUCCAAUCCCUAAAUCGGAAGCUGAAGUUACAUUGUCCUGGCUUCCACUUGCCAAAUGCCAUUAAAGGCACAUACAUGUCUCAUAAAAGGGAAAGGAAUAGGAUUCACUUUUUGCAAGGUUGGAACAUCUCCAGUUGUAUUACUAGCAUUCUGUGACUUUGAAGGGCUGGUAGUUGGGGACUCGUGAGAAGUUGUACAACUAGGGCCUGGGCUCUCUUUUACCUUCAAGCCAAAAUCCUUGUGCAUUGACUGGUUCCCAUGAGAAUAUGGGUCCAUCUUGGGUCGUGGAUGAGCUGGGCUUGGUAGGUUAUGAAAACUGACUAGGGAAAAGCUAUGGCAGAGUUGGCUAAUUCAGACCGUUAAGCAUAGUAAAGACAAUAGCAGGAGCAGCAGCAAUAACAGCCACCAUAUUCCCCUUGAUCCCUAAACCUGGUGUUUACCGACUCUGGUCCAUAUGGAAGGAUUUAGGUAACUCCUUAAUGAAUGAUUUGCCCCUGUUCCCUUAGCACAACUGUUUGCCAGGGGAAGUGUAAUCCUUCUACAUCAUUUUAUCCCCAGAAGAACAGUGUGGGACUUGACUAAAUCAAGUCUCUCCUAGCUGUGAGAGGCUGAGCAAAAGAAAAUGAAAAGAACAGGCACUGAGUAAAUGUGAAAGCCUACCAGGGUUUUAAAACUGGGUUUUUAACUUUUUAUUUUUCUCCCCCUACCUUUUGCAGAGAUGUGCUAUUUUUAUAGCAGGGAAUCGCAUAUUACAUUUGAACUGUCUGAGUGCAGAGAAGACUUUUAACUUGACUUGGUCAGUGUCUCUUGCUAAUGAUCACUGAAGCUCUUCAUCCACUGUGUGAAGCCCUUGUUGUCCAUAGUUGAAAACUGGGUGUAAAUCUCUCUUUACGUUCCCUCUGUGUUCUGAGGAAGACCCUUUUUCCCCAUUUCAAAAACCCACUCAAUAAACAGAUGGGGGGGUUUUGCUGUCAGGAUAUGCUGCUUGCCAAAUAAUGGAAGUUCUGGGAGACCACUGGCCAUUGUUAUCUGUUAUUUAAAAGGUCCCCUCUGGGCAGGUUUGCAGAUUGCCAAAAAAAAAAAGAAAAAAAGAAAAAAAAAAAAAAAAAGGUAAGGAAGUGUUUUCUGCCUAUAGGAACUUAUCGCCCAUCUGGAGCUGAAAUUAGAGAUGAGAGAUCUUUGAAUAUGGCCUGGCCCUUCUUUACUGAGAGACCCAUAUCCACAGCUCUGACCAGUGAUGUGGAACUGAAAGUUGGAAUGGGGGGAGACAACCUGGCUUGGGGAAGAGAAUGGAAGGAGCCUUUUCCUCCAUGACCUCAGCCUGUUUCAGGUCUGGGAGCUAAUCUAUUACAGAUAGAGUCCUUGACAAGAGCCUAAAUCUGGGCAACAUAAAAAUUCAUUGUUCUGUACUUUUUCUAAGUGACUUUUAAAAUACUAAGUGAUACGAGAUCCUUGGUUGAAAGGUAUUAUAGACAAACAUUGACUAUCCAGCUGUGAGUUAUCCAUAGAAAACUCUUAAUCCCAGAUGAGUUUUCUCUUUUCUCUUUUCUACUCAAUAUACACCUGGACCACCUCUCCUCCCCAUCAAUCACUGUGGGCUCAGAAGAUACAAACCGAUUUAUUAAAUUGAGACAAACAUGAUUGAGACAAAUCUGUGACUGAAAAAAUCAUAAUACAUUCCAAAACCAGAUUUUUUAAAAUCACUUUUGAAUUACAUUAUGCUUCUGAAUUAUCAGCAUCAUUAUUCCCCUAUAAUAAUAAAGAUAAGCAAGAGUGAUAGAUAUAUAUGAAAUAAUAAUCGUAAUUAUUAUUCAAGCUGACCUUACAAGACUUCCUUUAUAUGAGUCUCAGUUUCCUCAUCUGUAUAAUGAGGUGGUUCAACUAGAUGAUCUUUAAAGUUUCUUCUCUAAAGCUAUGGUCCUCUGAGUCUACCUUUGUGAUCUUGGGCAAGUCAAUCACAAGGCCUCUACUUCUUCCUUUGGGAAAUAGGUGACUUGGACUAGGUGAUCAAUCUCCUAUAUGAUUUCCAGUGAUUUGAAAUCCUAUGAUUUGAGGUACAAAGACAAAAACCCACAAAAUAGUGGGUAGCCUCCUGCAGUUUCUAUUGUGAUCAUAGAGCUCUGUGCUUCAUAAAACAUCACAUUUACAGUCAAUACCCAUUUAUUAAGCACCAGUUAUUCCAAAUGAAGGAUUGUGUUGGGGGAAAUCCAAAAAUAAUUCAGACAUGACCUUAACACAUCAUAUCAAAUAAAGGCCUCCAAAUUUUUGCAGAAGUUAUCUAUUUACCUGAGCUGCAACUAGAAAUUCUUUCACUUAGGCCAAAAAUAACUAAGCCUGAAGAGGGGAAAGUGCAAAAGAAAGUUUGGAUAUUUGUGCCCAUUUAUUAUAUCUUCAUUUGGGUUCUGCUCAUUAUUGAGAUCAAUUUGAGGAUUAGUCACUAAAGUGACUCAAGUGGAUAAUGAGAGACCAGUCUGAAUUAAGCAAAGGAGACAGCUUGAUAGUCAUCUCCCCCCACCCCUUUCUAUGGGCAUAAAUGCCACCCAAAUAGACUUAUGUAUCCAAAGAUAACUUUUUUCCUUUUUUAAAAAAAAAAUUAAUACAGGGUAAAAGAGCCCUUUGGGAAAUUUUUGUGAGGGGGAAGGAGUCCCAAAUGGCUCAGCUAUGCCAUGGAUAUCAAUUAUUUCUUGUACUUUCUUUACCAAUUAUUAUUUUGAAAAAGACCACACAAUCUACUUUGAUUUGGUGAUGAAAUAAAAUUUAGUGUUUCAUGGAAUCAGAAGCCCAUAGGGAUUCCAGAUCUCUGCUUGUCCCUCCCCAACCUAGCUUAGCCAGAUCUUCUUCUUCCCCAAAUACAAUAAUCAUAAUGACUUUACAAGACUUCCUUUAUAUGAGUCUCAGUUUCCUCAUCUAUAAAAUGAGAUGAUUCAAAUAGAUGAUCUUUAAAGUUUCUUCUCUAAAACUAUGGUCCUCUGAUUCUACCCUUGAGGUCUUGGCGAGUCAAUCAUGGGGCCACCACUUCUUCCUCUGGGAAAUGGGUGACUUGAACUAGGUGAUUUCCAAUUAAAUCCUAUGAUUUGGGGUACAAAUUCAAUCCUACAGAUAAUUCUUAAACUCAUGGAUUUCAGUUUCAGGGGGAGAAGGAUACUAACUAUUGCCAUUAAGUAUAGGAAGUCUCCAUCAGUACAGAGUUUUUGUAUACCUGAGGAAAACAACAGAAUUCCAGGUCUGUGAUCUACCCAGUUAUAACCCAAUGAUCAAGAAAGGUGUUCUUUUUCUCAAACCUAAAUUUUCCUCCUUGAAGCUUUCCUGUAUUUUUAGGCAAUUAGGGUUAUGGGACUUCAUUUGCUAGUAACGAUCUAAGACAGGAUUUGAACUCAGGACUUCCUGACUCCAGCGCCAGUGCUCUAGCCACUUUACUACCUGGCUGCCUCUCCCUGGUUGUCUAAGAACUAACCUCUGGAGUCAAGCAGAACAAUCCUCAUCCCUUUUCCACAUGAUAAUCCAUCAGCUACUUGAAGGCAACUCUCUUGUCUUCUUUAAGUCUUCUUUUCUCCAGGCACAAUUUCCCAUUAUCUUCAACCAGGAGCCAUAUGGCAUGGAAUUGAUGUUCAUCUCCAUUUUCAUUUCUUUCUAUUGGACAUUCUCUCAUUUGUCUGUUUCUAUCCUAAAAUGUGGCUUUUCCUUUUGGGAAAAAUCUGGAGGCUCCUAUUAUUAUUACAUACACAUUCUUCUUGGAUGUGACCUAAAGUUUGAUUCUCAGUACAAGUUAACUUCCUAUGUAGGUGAGAGUUUUGAGGAAGAUGAGUGAGUCAAAAGUGGAAGACAUUUGUGUUCAUGUAUCUAAGCCUAACAAGAGAUGCUCCAUUAGCAUUUGUGGGUAAGAGACUUGAAUUUGAUGGAAUUCAUGAUUUCAGAUCAGAGUCAAAUAGCCAUUUUAGGUAUGACUCUCAAAAAUCAUUCUCAUCUUCUUCGCAAAUAGGAUACAGGAAGUCAUGGACUCCUGAGACAUCUUCCCAUAGCAUCCUUCUUCUCCCCUCUUGGAACUUGAGAAUCAUAGAGGUGGAAGCUUAAACAAUAAAUCAGCUAGUCCAGUCACUUCAACCUCACUCUUAUUUUUUCAUCCUGUUUCCUCUUUUUCUAUUUUUUCUUCCCUCCUUUCCUUAAUUCCUUUCUUUCCCAGACCUCUUCCAUAGGUUAACCAGUGAAACUCUCAAACACCACUCAAGACUAAAGAAGUCUAUGGACCUUAAUCUGUCAUAUUUUGGUUUUGGUUUUGUUGUUCUUCACAUACUGUUGUAUCUAGAUUUGAGCUUCUAAUGAGAAAAGUCAUUUGUUAUAAAGCAGAUGGGAAGUGCAUUUUCACAAAGUAGUGAGUUCCCCAUUUCUAUAGGUACUUAAACUGUCAAAGGUAUCAUUGAAGACAUUAAUACUUUGGAAAAGGAGUUGAAUUCAGUCAUACAAUUCAGAAUUGGAAGAGAGUUUGAUGUCAUUUAAUAGAUCUGAGUUCCCUUCCAACUCGAGAUUCUGUGAUGUUAAUCCAAUUUUCUUAUUUUCACUCUCUCUUCAUUUCACCAGUCUUGUCCCAAACCACUGAUAGCCCUUGUUCCUCUCAAGUUUUCUUGUCAUUAACUGACCCCUUGAUAAUAAUACAUCUAUACUGCAAUCUGAUUCACUAUCUCCAUACUGUCACCACUAUUUUAACUCCUCCCCUAACUUUUCCCUUCAACAAUUUCCCAAAGAGCUCUGGGGAUAGAAUAAUCCAUUCCCACCAUUCACUCAUAGGAUCAUUCAAGCAUAAAUAAAGAACUAGUAGGGACCUCAGAGGCCAUCUCACCCAAAUUACAAUUUAAUUUACAAUUAAGGAAACUAAAGCCCAGCUCAUCGAAAUGAUUUGUACAAAGUUAAAUGGGUUAUAAAUGUCAGACACAGUAUCUGAGCCCAGCUCCUUUGAGUCCAAAACUAGUAUUUUCAUCAAGCCAUCCCUCACCUUAGUUCUUAUCAUAAUUUCACUACAAAUGCAUUGUAGGGUGAUUAGGGAUGCUUCAAAAAUAUGAUUGACUUCAAAUGGAGAAAGAGGAAGAUAGUAAGGACAAUCUCCACUUGGUCAGGUUGGUGACAUCCAGGGAAUAGUGUAGCCACUUAGCAAAUGUUGGCUAACCAAAACUAAUGAGUGCCUUGAAUAAUAGUAUUUAAAGGAGAGUGACAAAAUUAAAAAAAAAAAAAAAAAUCUCCUUUGCU